Molecule: messenger RNA, 516 nt
Organism: Cladocopium goreaui
Lineage: Eukaryota; Dinophyceae; Suessiales; Symbiodiniaceae
Source: the annotation of a GenBank genome assembly
AUGGCCCACCAUCGGCAAGGACCUGGUUUGCAGUUGACUUGGGUGUCGGACGCCCCAGCUGCCCCAGCUGUCAAUUUCCAGCUGAACGUCCAGCUGAAUUUCCAGCUCUCUGAGGUCCUGGCCCUGGAUUGGUUUUUCAUUUUCUUAGAUCUGACAAUGAGCAAUGUGGAGGAAGACACAGACGCAGCCCUGCCGCCUUGUUUGUGGCAACGCUAUGGCUAUGUUUUUCAUCAUUGCUUGCACAUUGCCAGGUCGCGAGGCUUGAAGGUCCUUCGCAUUCUUCGACUCGUUCGAUUAGCCAAGCUGUUUCCCAAAUUCCACUCGGCUUUCAUAGUUGUGCAGUCGGACUUCAUUCGCCUUUCCAUGGGUGCGUGGUUUGCGGUCGUGAUUGUCGUUGUGAUGAAUCAUUAUGUUGCUUGUGCCUGGUUUGCUUUAGGGAAAAGCUUCCGGUGCUUCCAAGGAGUCUUUCGUGAAGGAAGAACCUGUGUGACUUUGAUUGGUUCUCCUCCAACCUAA